Messenger RNA from Gasterosteus aculeatus aculeatus (three-spined stickleback), 2032 nucleotides. RefSeq lists its product as uncharacterized. Gene Ontology annotation, molecular function: serine-type endopeptidase activity. Gene Ontology annotation, biological process: zymogen activation. NCBI's taxonomy places the organism in Eukaryota, Metazoa, Chordata, Actinopteri, Perciformes, Gasterosteidae. Gene Ontology annotation, cellular component: plasma membrane. The record is from RefSeq and is a predicted model, not a curated record.
AAGCCCUCCUUCACCGCGCACCGGAGGUGAAGCUAAGGGACGAGCUGUGGUGACCUCUGUCUGCCGCGGGGGGAACGACUCCACAGCUCAGCGCCGCUAUUCCCCGAUGGUUGACGUUAGGAUCGCGGCCUAACGUUCGGUCCCCAGCUUCCAACGCCUGCCUGCACCAUCACCACGACGACGGGCGCCCUUACGACCCGGCGGUCGGAUGGACGGGUGAGGGGAGCCAUGCUGAGAUUCCUCCAUAUCCCUUUAACAGGCCUGUUGGGUGUUCUGUGGGAUGGAGUAGCUGCUUUUGGUGGGGUCAGAUUAGUAGAUGGGGAGAACAAGUGUUCCGGCAGAGUGGAGGUCCUCCGCCAUGACCAGUGGGGGAGCGUGUGCGACCAUGGCUGGGACCUGCGGGAGGCGGAUGUGGUGUGCCUGGAGCUGGGCUGUGGCUUAGCCGAAUCUGCCCUUCAUGGGUCGGCGUUUGGGGAGGGCAGUGGAGAGAUCUCGCUGCGGCAUGUGCAGUGCUCCGGACACGAGUCCAGCCUGACACACUGUGCUGUUGUCCUUCACAGCGACGUCCUCUGUACCCAUGAGAAGGACGCAGGGGUAAAAUGCUCAGGUACCCUUUUAACGCCCACCCUCACGCUGCUGUCACCUCACACUGUGUUCUCUCCUGGCGAGGCCGUUCGCUUUGGCUGCAGCGUUUUGCUUGGUCACCACCUCAGUGACUUCCACCUGUACAAGCAUGGCGUUUCUACACCGCUGGUUACUCAGAGGGCGGACCAGACACAGACCAAAGUGGAGCUGACAUUGUCUGACAUAGAGACUUUCCACCAGGGCAGCUACAGUUGUGGGUACAGGAUCAAGGGUGGCUUCCCUUCUCAGCUGCUGAGCUCCCCGCCAAGCAACUCUAUAAACAUCACUGUUGUGGAACUCCUGACUCCCCAACAUUGGUACAACACGUCCGCUGAGGCCCCGGCUGGUUCUGUCAUUAAAGGCCACAGUUUCAACAUCAGCUGCUCCACCCCGCAGCAGUACCCCGGAGGCUCCUUCCAGCUGCGUCUGAUCCGCUCCAACGGCACAGUGCGCCAGUCCCUGCCUGCCCUCACCCCCGUGGUCACUUUCACCUUCCCCAGUGCCCAGAGCGCCAACGAGGGAUACUACUACUGCCUGUAUCGGGUCCAGCUGGGGGGGCGCACCUUUGUCUCCAGAGAAAGCCAGCCCCUGCCUAUAGCCAUCAGAGACCCAGAUCCAGUACUGAGUCCAAUGGUGAUCAGCUGGCUUGUGUCCGGCCUGACAUUUGUGGUAGCUGUCAUUGUUCUUCUCACCGUGGCCAAGGUGCUGUGCAACAAGGAGAAGAAGCCCACUGAACUUGAGCGAGAGACCAGAACCUGUGUGGAUAACACUUAUGUUGCCUUAUCAAUUAACAAGCCAUGAGGGAGACUGCAGGCCACCGUAUCACUAAAGCAGAAUCCCAAGUGAGAGGACAGCAAGGGGCCCCAUGACUCAGGCGGGAGGAGACGGGGCGCACAACAAAACAGCUGUCGGUCUUCCACCUCCGGAAAGAGGCACAUGGUGGGCGCAGUUCAGUAGAGUCUGGAUAAGGCAGUUUUUACGGGACUAACGUGGACCUACAUCGCACCAAAUAUCCGCCUUGUGGUAUUGGUCGGAAACGAUGGAUGUGAUGGGGUUUAAAACCUUCUAUUAUAACUAGUAUUAACUAAAAGCUACAAAAUACUGACAGUAUAGAUUUGUUGUCAUUUCUACAUCUGCGAGACUGUACGCCAGAUGUAUAGUGGGAACAGUGCAACUAAAAGCUAAAUUGGGGAACAUGCAUUUGAAAGACAUUCUGUUAUUUAGUAACACCAAAAGGCUCCACUAGCUUAUGUUGUUCUCGCUUCUACGGAUCAAUGAUCCUUAAAGGAUUACGAAGUGGUUUUGUAUUUUAGUCUAACCCAAUGCAUCUUAUGCCGUUUGAAAUAUGUAGAUCAUUGCACUUAAAGUUCAUAGAAGCUGUAGUGAAUUAAAAUAUGCUGUUGUUUGA